Messenger RNA from Meloidogyne enterolobii, 264 nucleotides. NCBI's taxonomy places the organism in Eukaryota, Metazoa, Nematoda, Chromadorea, Rhabditida, Meloidogynidae. The record is from the annotation of a GenBank genome assembly.
UACAUGUUUACACCUCUUACAAGGCACAAUUUUCCAGAGGGGUGUCGUAUAACGAGGUUCGACUGUGUUGCAAUUUUUCUCUUUAUUUUGAGGUCUUUUGAAUGUCGAAUGAUUUUUCUCCUUUAUUUUCCAAUUUUGUUCCUUCCACACUACCUUCAUUAUUCUCUCCACUCCAUCUUUCUUUUAAAGUCCAAAAAGAGCUGUACAAGCGUUUCAUUAAAUUUUGAUUUUCUUCUUGAGGUGGCGGUGCUGCAGAACGGGUAG